Messenger RNA from Sparassis crispa, 609 nucleotides. Its product is annotated as Polyadenylate-binding protein. The record is from RefSeq and is a predicted model, not a curated record. Bases 1 to 609 code for a protein of 202 amino acids. Lineage: Eukaryota; Fungi; Basidiomycota; Agaricomycetes; Polyporales; Sparassidaceae. Gene Ontology annotation, molecular function: RNA binding. The transcript is spliced from 6 exons.
AUGGCAGACGUCGCGGCAACAACACCUACGCACGCCGCGUCGGAUCCCAUGAUCGACGAGGGGGAGGAGGACGAGUCUAAGGAGAUCCUCCUCAUGAAAGAGCGGGUGGAGGAGAUGGAGCGCGAGGCGAACAAGCUCAGAGAACUCCAAGCUGCGGCGGAGAAGGCGGAGCGUAGUGCGUCCGAGGCAAACGAUACGAGCGUGCCAAUGGAGACGGAGGAGGAGAAGGCUGCGGCAGACAGCCGAAGUGUUUUCGUGGGAAACGUCGAUUAUUCCGCAACACCCGAGGAAAUCCAAGCGCAUUUCCAGGCAUGUGGCACGAUCAACCGAGUAACUAUCCUUUGCGACAAAUUCACCGGACAUCCGAAGGGCUACGCGUACGUCGAAUUUUCGGAGCCUGAACACGUUGACACAGCAUUGGCGAUGGACAACUCGCUGUUUCGCGGCCGCCUGAUCAAGGUUACCGCAAAGCGAACAAAUGUUCCGGGGUUUAACCGUGGCAGAGGGAGAGGCGGCUACCGUGGUGGCUACCGCGGUGGAUAUCGAGGUGGUUCGUAUGGGUACAGUCCCUAUCGGUCGCGUGGGAGGGGACGAGGACGUGGAUUUUGA